AUGUCCCUUAAUUCACAAUUCCCGAAAUAAGUACCUUUUCUACCAGGACAUGUUUUUUCUGAUCCAUUUAAAGAAAACCAUCACAAAACUUAAUAGUUUUCAUAUGUCAAUGGAACAGUUUAAGAGAAGACUAACUAUGUACAUGAAGAGUUUGAUCCAAAUCUCAUAGACUCUAUGAAAUUCAAUGCUCCUCCUAAUUUAACUUAUGGAAGAAGAUAACCACCAGAAAAUGAUUAUAUUCCACGUAUCUAACCACCAUGGUUAAAAUAUGACAGAGCUGUAUUACGCUUUUAUGGUUACUUUUAAGAAUCUGUUGUAGAGAAUCCUAAUGAAAAUUAUAGAAUUAGAAAGGUUAUAAUCUAUUAUUAUCUUUCCGAUGGCACAAUUCAUGUUACAGAAGUAAAUAUUUUCAUAUAUUAUUAUUAUUAUAGCCUCGUAUACCUAAUGCUGGAAUACCUUAAGGUUUAUUUAUUAAAAGAUAAAAAAUCCCAAAAAAACUUGGUAAAUAAGACUUUUUUUAAUGGGAAGAUUUUCAAUUAUGUUCAAAUAUCAAUUUUUAUGAAAGAGUAAUUCAAAUUUUUAUUCAUUAUUAGGUUUUUAGAAUAUAGGAUUGUGAUUCUUAUACAAGAGAAUUCUAUGAAUAUAUGGGAAAACCUUUAAGUUUACCAGAAUAAUUUCCUAAAGACAAUUUUGAAAGUUUAAGAGAAACUAAAGAUCUAAAAAUCAAUCCACCUGAUACUAAAGAAUAUAAAGAGUAUUUUGAAGUCAAAUUAGGUGGUGGACAUCCUAAUGGUGGUCUUAAUAAAUAUUUAUAAAAUGAUAGAAAAGUGUUAUCUUUUGAUAUUAUUUGGGAUGAUUCAUCAAUUGAAGGAUAAUUAAAUUAUUACACUCUUAAUUACUAUUUAGCUGAUGAUACUUGUGAAGUUAAAGAAGUUAGGAAAUAAAAUUCAGGAAAAGAUCCUUAUCCUUUAAUGUUGAGAAGAUAAAAAAUUCCUAAAUAACCAAUUUUAACUCAUUAUCCAGGCAUGACUUUAAAAAAAGAAGAAUUUUAUAAUCCUUAAGAUUUAAUUUGUGGAAAUACUGUUAAAAUAUAUGGAAGAGAAUGUUUUAUAUAUGGAUGCGAUGAUUUUACUAAAGAUUACUAUCUAAAUGUUUUAGGAAUCUAAUAAAAGUAAUUCAAUAUGUAUAAAUAAUAGACCUGCAAUUCUUAAAUAAGAAAGAGGAAAGAAAUUCUAUCAUCCUGUUCCUCCAUAUAAUGGAUAUGGAUAUGAAGAAGAUUCUUUAGGAUCUGUAUAUUCAUUAUAACCUAAACCACCUAAAAAAGAUGUUAGAAAAAAUUUUACUUAAGAUUAAUUUAUAUUAAGAUUUGAAGCCAGAUAAAUUAGUGAAGUUAGAGAAGAAAAUUCUAGAAGAUUUAUCAUUUCUUUUUAUUGCGGUGAUGAUACAAUUUAAGUUUAUUAAACUUCAGAAAGAAAUAGUGGAAUUUGGGUAUUUUAUUUUUAUUAUUUCUAAGGGUGGUAAAUUCUUAGAAAGAUCUAGAUAAAAAAAUCCUUUGACUAAUGAUUAUUAUACUGAAAAAGUAAAUUAUUUUCAUAAUAAUUUAGGAUUUCUAAUUAGGAGCUGUUGUUUAAUUUAAUGUUUAUAAAUUUUAAUUAAUCAGAGGAGAUGAAUUUACUAUUAAUUAUAUGAAAUAAAAACCUGAUGUUUUCAAAGAAGCAGAUAUUUCUUAAAUCAUUGCAAAACUAAGACUUUUUGCAGAAAACUAUCCUAAUUUUGAUAGUUUCUUACUUGAUCUUAUGAAGUACCAAUUUUGAAUUUAACAAUUAGGAAAUUGGAUAAGCAAUUAAAAGGUUAUUUAGAAUUUGAUGAAUUAAGUUAAGGAUUAUAAGAAUUAGGAUUUAAUCUAACUUUAUAAGAAUAAUACAUAUUAAUGAGAGAAUAUGAUGUAAAUGGAGAUUGGAAAUUAUGUAUGAAAUCACUAUGGGAAGGAUUAGGAGGAAAAAGAAAUGAAUGA
Messenger RNA from Paramecium sonneborni, 2014 nucleotides. NCBI's taxonomy places the organism in Eukaryota, Ciliophora, Oligohymenophorea, Peniculida, Parameciidae. The record is from the annotation of a GenBank genome assembly.